AUGCUACAUAAUGUGCGACCGAUUGACGAGAGACCAGGCGCGAGCGAUAAGCGAAGGCUCAAUUUCACGCAUAUUAAACACGUACUAGAACAGCGGCAGCACGAGGCGAGCAUGACACUAAAAGCAUCUUCGGUUCCUGUGCGCAUCUCCAAGAUUGCCGAUCGUUAUCUUGUCUUUGAUGCCGACGAUGUUGCAUUCAUUAGGCGCAACCAUAACAUCUGCUCGGUCCUUGUUGGGACUACGCCCCAAAACCCAACACAGAAUGUGUUUUUAAGCUUGCCUUUAGAGUUGCUUCCCGAGGAAGCCAGCUUGCUUAUUGAGAAAAAGGUAGGCUGCCUUGUCGACGAGAUCUUGUACCACCGGCUUUCUCUAGGCUCCCCACAUAAAAGUUGCCGUCAGGCCUACAUUGCGAUCCUGAAGGACCGCCGAUCCAAGGCACAGAAGUUGCUGGCCGAUGACCAAGCGAAGAAGGUCGCCAUUGAGCAGGCGCGGAGAAUUCGUGACACCAAAACACCAAGUUUUCCGACGCAUGCUAGUAUGACAGAAACGCCAUCUGUAAUGAAAACAUCGUCACAAGACCGCUCUCUCACACCUCACCAAGGCUCGGAUGUAAGGUUAUUGACCGUGACGCCGACAACCAGUGAAGGCGUGGAGGUACCUUUGACUGAGACUGUACUUGCUACACCUCGGCCAUCUGCUAGGCCCUUACACCAGCACCUACAAUCUAGAGGGUACUUCAUGACACCCGGACUCCGUUUCGGUGCCGAUUACAGUGUUUAUCCAGGUGAUCCGCUGCGCUAUCACGCCCACUUUCUCGCAACAAACUACAAAUGGGAUGAAAAGGUACCGAUGCUCGAUGUUGUAGGCAGCGGUCGCCUAGGCACUUCGGUCAAGAAAGGCUUUCUGUUUGGCGGCGAGGUUCCCGACCUGAAGGGACGAACGAAUCAAGUGCGCACCUUUUGCGUGGAAUGGGCUGGUAUGUGA
Molecule: messenger RNA, 984 nt
Organism: Colletotrichum truncatum
Lineage: Eukaryota; Fungi; Ascomycota; Sordariomycetes; Glomerellales; Glomerellaceae
Product: tRNA intron endonuclease
Biological process (GO): tRNA-type intron splice site recognition and cleavage; tRNA splicing, via endonucleolytic cleavage and ligation
Cellular component (GO): tRNA-intron endonuclease complex
Molecular function (GO): tRNA-intron lyase activity; nucleic acid binding
Source: RefSeq, a predicted model, not a curated record